AUUAGUUUGUUUUACUCCUGGGAAUCAAUUUUGUAUAAAAACAAAGUGAUGGAUCAAAUAAUUCAUCAGUCUAAACUUACAAUACAUUCUGGUAAAAACUUAUUUACAAACAAUUUACAAAAAUGAAAUUCGUCGCUGUUCUUUUGAUUGUUGCUGCUAUUGUAGCCGUUGCCAUGGCAGUUCCUCAUCACAAAGAAGGACAUGUAGGAACUUCUUGUGAAUAUGAUUGCAGCAAACCUGGAAGUGCUGUUUGUGCCACUAAUGGAACUUGUAGGAAGAAUUUCCCAAGUGAAUGUGAACUCGAGAAAUACAACUGUGUUAACCAUCCAGAAAAGCAAUUCGAACAAGAAGAUGAUAAGAAAUGCAGUGAUAAAUCAGUGCCCCUGUGUGCAGCUUGAAAAAUGUACCUGAAUGUUGUCUUCUUAUGACACUAAUAAAAAAGCUUUAUAAAAUUUA
Molecule: messenger RNA, 456 nt
Organism: Eupeodes corollae
Lineage: Eukaryota; Metazoa; Arthropoda; Insecta; Diptera; Syrphidae
Exons: 2
Coding region: 123-398 (91 amino acids)
Molecular function (GO): protein binding
Source: RefSeq, a predicted model, not a curated record